AACCCAUGACAUAGCGCUCGCGGAACGCCAGGCGAGUGUCUUACCACUACACCACGGAGACUGCUAAUAACAUCCAGUUGUCACCCGCACACAAGCAGACGUCGUCAGGGUUGAAGCAGGAGUGCAGGCUUGAGCGAGGAGACGAGACGGGAGCGAGGUACGACAAGAGAAGCGGCGGUGCACGACGACUCGUCCCUCGCCACAACAACAAUGGUCGUCAGCUGGGAGGCCCUGACGCCGGAGUGUCUUCACCAAAUCAAUACUCUUGGGGAUUUAUCACUCUUGGGGUGAUACGCGAGGUUGUGUGCUUGCAGCACUGGUUGUCUGUCAUCACUGGAUAAACUUGCAUAUGGGAGACGGUUGGUACCUGUUUAUGGACACAUCAUAGUGUGGAGGGUCUACACGGACCAACAUGUGGAACUCCCUACGGAUAGCCCUGGGACAGCCACACCGACAAGUCGGACAGAACAGACCAUGGAGAGAGGUUGAGGAGAGAUGGGGCUAGUCUUUGUAAAAAGAUGAACAUGCACCAAGAAGAGGAAGUCGGGAACAAGCAGAAGCACGAAGAGAAAAAAAAUGAGGAAUAAUGGUCCUGCACCUUGAAGAAACGGAAUGAAAGGGUACAGGGUAAAGUACGACCUUUAGUUUUAAGAAACCAUGGAAUACUGGGUGUCAAGUACCCAGGAGUCUCCCUUUUGAGUUCCCUUAUGGUUGUCAAGUGACCAUCAUAGUCGUUAGCAUGUCUCGACUUGGGUCUCCCUUGUAGACCACGGGUACAGUCAAAUCAAGAAGGAGACCUGUGUCAGUAGUGUGGCAUCUUGUUGUGACAGUAGGUCACCUGAGUGACAGCCAGGUUUUGGCUCCAGUUACUCAAACUAACAGAUGUCAGUAACCUAAGAUAUGAUCCAGGAUCCAAAGAGGCAUCCUCUCAUUGUUGAUCCAGAUGUGUUCUACCAGUUGCAGCCACGUCUACGCCUGCGAUCCAAGAGCUCAAGUCUACAGCAUGCCUACCUCCCUCACACUCCCCUCCGUUGGUCUGGUGAGUCCUGACAGGUCAAGUGGAACAGUUCUGGGAGCGACCCUACAGGUGUGAAGCUUGUUCUCUUCCUCAAAGCCGAAGAAUUACUCUUGCAAUGCCAAGAUAGUGACAUUAAGCUCAUGUAAGUGGAAGGGCUCCAGCCUAUAGCAUCUGCAGCUUGAGUGUCAUAAAGCAGACUAAUCUCAGACGUACUACUGGUACAGUAUCAAUACUUAUUAUCUUGACUUUUGUCUUAACAUCUUUACUACGUGUACACCCAGCUGCCUGCUGCUGUCAAAUUAUUUAUCUUUUUUAGUUACCUUUCCCCUGAAGUGUUCUAGUUGCAUUAUUGACAUCUAGUAAAUUGAAUUUUAACCCCGGUUUACCAAGAAAUGUUUAUAAUAAAAAAACAUUAUUUCUUUGGUGUCUUCAGUAUUAGAUAUUUGUAUAGUGUGCAAGUAUUUUAAGUGUUGUUUAUGUAGCCAUUGUACUGUUUGGCUAUAACAUUUUGUAAGCAAUGUACAGAAGUAAUAACAAAAGGAAUUGUAUGUCUGCUGUAUGAAAUACACAGACAAAUUUCUUCUAUACUAAUCAUUGUAAAAGAAUCUUAAACCAUUAUAUAUAGAAUAGCUUGUAAUCAAGGCAUAUUUGUGCACCAUUUGUCAUAUCCUUUACCAAUAUCUUCAUUCGAUUAAGCAACCCCUCAUAGUUCAACCUAUCCUCGUUAAAGCACAUCACACUUUGAUGUAUACUUUACCUAAGGCCAAAAACUGUCUUACUAGAAAAUGUUAGUGGCUUGUGAAAUUGACAUAUUGUCCCAUUUCCUGUUCAUGGGUCCUCUGGUUGGUUAGGAUAAGGCACUUUAGUAUGACAGUUUCUUGAUGCUGGGAAUGCUUGCAAGAAUGAGCUACAUAGUCAGAGGUUUCUGUAUCACCUUAAUGCAUUUAGAUACAUUCAGUAUAUUUAUAUUUUCUCAUUGUACAGUAUACCUUGUUUUUUAGAAUCACUCUCCUGUAGUGUGCUUUGUACUUCAAAACUUUUGUUUAGUUUGAAUACUCAUACUUUUCAAGCAGUGUGCAAUGCUGUUAAUUACCAUAAAAGCAUCAGUUUUCAAAACAAAUUUAAAUUCUUGUUGAAUACAACUUAAAAUUAAUGAACACACUAAUAGUGUAGUCAUUGUUAGAUAUAAUUUGAACUUUCAUGCCAUAUGCACUCAUUAUGUAAAGCCAGUUCUUUGUUCAGUGUUAUAAAUCUGUAUACAGAAUAUAGAUUCAUGGCAUAAAAAUUUAUGUGUAUAAAGUGUAAAAGUUGUUACAUUAUUACUGUAUUUCUGAUUAGGUAUACAGACAGGAGUUCACUCAGUAAAGAAGCCAUAUUGUUGUUCAGUGUUCUUAUCAAAGCAUUGUCUAACAAAAUUUAGGCAAACUGAACUGCAAAACAUAUUUUAGAAUCUCGUAUUGUAAAGAUUUUGUUAAUAAAUUUACUGUAACCAUGCAAGAGUGUGCACACUAAAGAAAAUUUGUAUAAAUGUAGUGUUUCAAGCACCUUCUCAUAAAUCUUUUUAUUUUUCUAGUUAGAAUUUUAGAUUUAAAAGAAAAAUAUCCUAAGUGCAAAAUGUUACUGUAACGUAUAUAAAUAAAAUUCAGUAUUCGUAAUUUGAAAUAUUUGUUAAAAUAUUUGUUACCUUUUAUAGUAUAUUUUUUAGUUAAGUAUGAUGGCUCUGGGGCUUGCUGCCCUUGCGAACCAGUCUCUAGCCAGAGAUCUCGCUAUUCACUUAGUAACUCAAAUGAACAUUCAUACAGAACAAAACAACUUGGUAAAGCAAAUGAACAUUGAUACUGAAGAAAAACCUUAUCAUUGUUCUGUUUGUGUAAAAGAUUUUACAAACAAAUCUGCAUUAAUCUCACAUAGGAGAACUCAUACAGGAGAAAAGCCUUAUCAAUGUGCAAUUUGUUUAAAAGACUUUUCAGAAAAAUCAAUGCUCGUAAAACAUAGAAGAAUUCACACAGGGGAGAAACCAUAUCAAUGUUCAGAUUGUUUAAAAGAAUUCCUCAGAAAAUCUCAUUUAAUAUUGCAUAUGAGAAAUCAUACAGGAGAGAAACCAUUUCAGUGUACUGAGUGUCUAAAAGAUUUUUCAGAUAAAUAUGCUUUAGUAGCACAUAUUAAAACUCACACAGGAGAGAAACCUCAUCAGUGUUCAGUAUGUGAAAAAGACUUUUCAAAAAAAUCUGCUUUAGUAUCACACAUGAGAACUCAUACAGGAGAAAAGCCAUUUCAGUGUCCAUUGUGUCAAAAAGACUUCAAAGAAAAUUCUAAUUUAGUAAAACACAUGAGGACUCACACAGGUGAGAAGCCGUAUCACUGUUCAGAGUGUCAGAGAGACUUUGCCAGAAAAUCUUAUUUAGUAGUACAUAUGAGAACCCACACAGGAGAGAAACCUUAUCAAUGUUCAGAGUGCCCAAAAGAUUUUACAUGUAGAUCUGCUCUUAUAUCACAUGUAAGAACUCACACAGGAGAACGACCAUAUCAAUGUACAAUGUGUGUAAAACGCUUUAAAUUUAAAUCUGCUCUAAUAUCACACAGAAAGGCUCACACUGAAGAGAAAUUUCAAUGUUCUCGUUGCCUAAAAGAAUUUCCAGAAAAAUCUUCCUUGGUAAAACACAUGAUUGAAUCAUGUGAGUUACCAAACAAUAAUAUGGUUUCCGUCACACAUGAGGGACAGCACAUCAAUGUUCAUUGCAUUUAAAAAAUAUAUAGUUUCGUAUAUGUUAGAAAGACUUCUAUGAAACUUAUUCUAGUAAAUUGUGUGAGGGUUCACACCAGAGAAAACUACAUUCAAAACUGAUAGUGCAAAAUCUUUUGGUGAAAGAACACUAACACAAAUUAAAACUUAAAAGCAAAAUUAUCUCCUGAUUACCAAACCACAAACCAGAAAAUGAAGAGACAAUGAUGUUUCGAUCUAUCCUGGCCCAUUAUCAAGUCGAUUGUAAUAAUGUACUAUGAAAGGUUACCCAAUCGACUUGUUAAUGGUCCAGGACGGACCAAAACGUUGUCGUCUCUUCAUCUUCUAGUGUGUGGUUUGGUCACCAUAUCUAUAGCCUCAUCUUGGCUGAAUUGUGACUUGGCUUAUUGUGACUCAUCCGCUGCAAAUUAUCUCCUGUUCUAAUUUUUACAACACUAGAAAUUUCUGGGUGAAGCCUCUACGGCUCCCUGGAGCUAUCCAGGCUGAUAUGGAUACCCUAACUAUUUUGCAUCAGUCAAUGUGGGUGGUCCAUAGAAAUGCACAUGUGAUUUGGAGCAUUCUGUAUG
Messenger RNA from Procambarus clarkii (red swamp crayfish), 4327 nucleotides. Lineage: Eukaryota; Metazoa; Arthropoda; Malacostraca; Decapoda; Cambaridae. The record is from RefSeq and is a predicted model, not a curated record.